GCUCUCAUUCCGAAUCGCAAACAUCUUUCAGACACGCGGGAUUCCUCAAGCAAAAGUCACAAUCCACAGACAAAUUACAGCAGCGCAAAUGUCCACCAAUACGUCACCUAGCGCUACGCGGGCUUUUCCUCCGCUCUACAAAUCUUCCGGGGUUGCCUCUGAGGACAGACUCGCUUUUUUCCACAUCUUGGAAAGGCUCAAGACACAGAAGAGGACGGGAUGGGUGGAUCACAACGUUCCUUCACCCGAAAGCAUCUCCGACCACAUGUACCGCAUGGCUGUCCUUGCGAUGUGUACAUCCGACUCCGACCUCGACGUCCCUAAGUGUGUCAUGAUGGCGAUAGUUCACGACCUAGCGGAGGCCCAGGUGGGAGACAUCGCGCCACGCGAAGGCAUCCCUAAGUCCGAGAAGCGACGUCUGGAAGCUGAAGCUAUGCAUAACUUCGUACACGAGAUGCUGCACAACAGUCCUGCCGCUCAGCGAAUUGAGGCGCUGUGGCAGGAGUACGAAGUGGGUGAAAGCAAAGAGGCUAAAUUCGUCAAGGACCUCGAUAGGUUCGAGAUGGCCUGUCAAGCAUCAGAGUAUGAGCGCAACCAUGGGAUGCAGACUUUGCAGCCCUUCUUCGAUAGCAGUCUUCCUCUUAUCAGACAUCCAGAAGUGCAGGGAUGGGGACAGGCCCUCGCAACGGAACGGCAGCACUCGCAAUCGAAACACGACGAAACGUCCUCUUCAUAGAGCUACUCUACAUUUUGGGUAUACAUCGACCAGACGGCGAAGCUUUUACAACAACAGGUCUUUGGGGCGAGCUCGAAAUAAC
Molecule: messenger RNA, 818 nt
Organism: Trametes versicolor FP-101664 SS1
Lineage: Eukaryota; Fungi; Basidiomycota; Agaricomycetes; Polyporales; Polyporaceae
Product: HD domain-containing protein
Exons: 10
Coding region: 89-736 (215 amino acids)
Cellular component (GO): cytoplasm
Molecular function (GO): 5'-deoxynucleotidase activity
Source: RefSeq, a predicted model, not a curated record